Molecule: messenger RNA, 1833 nt
Organism: Nerophis lumbriciformis (worm pipefish)
Lineage: Eukaryota; Metazoa; Chordata; Actinopteri; Syngnathiformes; Syngnathidae
Source: RefSeq, a predicted model, not a curated record
AUGAGGAGAAGUGAAGUACUCGCAGCUGAGUCUGUGUCAUGCCUCAACAAAGCUCUUUGCCACCUAAAGGACAUUUGGGAGGAGAUCGGAAUACCAGAGGAUCAGAGACUACAAAGAACUAAUGUUGUGAAGAACCACAUAAAGGGCUUACUAGAUAUGAUGAUCAAAGAAGAGGAAUCCCUGAGGAAUAGAGUUAUGAGCAGUAUUCAGGACAGCAAAAAUAAGCUGGAGAAGCUCUGUCUUGACCUUCAGAUUCCUAUUCAUCAGGACGAGGUAGGUCUUACCAUGCUCCAGCAAGAGAAUAGCCUCCGCACACAAGUUGAGGGUCUCUUAACUGAGAAGACAAGUCGCAUGCAGCAGCUGAAGGCUCUGCGGGAGCAGGACCAGGAGCUGUGUGACAUCCUAUGCUCCAUUCCAUUCUGCAUCUCCCCAGAUUCUGUUCCCUCAAAAGACCAACUGAAUAGCUUUGAGCAACAUAUAGCUAACCAGAAUGCUGAGAAGGCAAACCGCUAUGCUGAAUUCAUGGGCCUGAAAAAGCAGAUCAUCUUGUGCAUGAACGACCUGGAUCACUUUCCAGAGACCAGCUUUGAGAAGGACGUUGUCUGUGAGCAAGAAGACCUUUUCUGCCUCUCUUCAGAGAAUAUUACUUCACUCAAACUGCUUCUUUGUAAGCUAGAGCAAGACAAGGCAGAGAACGAGGCAGCGUGUGAGGCCCUUCGAGAGAAGAUCCAGCAGCUGUGGGACAGACUGCAGGUUCCGCAGGAAGAAAGAGAGGUCUUCAAUGAACACAUGGUCAUGUCGAAGAAGAGUAACCUUAAGGCGUUGCAAGCAGGGAUCGAUCAUCUGGAGGAACUAAAACUGAAGAAUAUGUGCCAUGUCACAGAUGCCAUCCGCUCUGAGAUUGCUGUGUUUUGGGAAAAGUGCUUCUUCAGCACUGAGCAGCGGCAGGCGUUUUCCCCAUAUUUUAGUCAGGAUUUCACAGAGGAGCUACUAAGUUUGCAUGAUGCAGAGAUUCAGCGUUUGAAGCAGCAUUAUGAGAAUCACAAAGAGCUUUUUGAUGGGGUUCAACAGUGGGAACAAAACUGGAGACUCUUCCUUGAGUUAGACAAAAAAGCAACAGAUCCAUCAAGGUUUGCAAAUAGAGGAGGAAAUCUUCUCAAAGAGGAGAAGCAACGGGCUGAACUGCACAAAAACCUGCCAAAGCUGGAAAAGAAACUAAAAGGUCAGAUUGAUGCAUGGGAAAGUGAGCAAGGAAGUGAGUUUAUGGUUAAUGGCCAGAAGUUUCUUCAGUAUGUGGCAGAACAGUGGCAAGCGUAUCAAUCCGAGAAAGACCGAGAAAAACUACAAAGGCAUCUGAAGAAGAGCAAGCAGACUGAAGAGGACAUGCUAUACGGAACAGCACAAACUCCCAAGCGCAGAUUGCUGGGAAGCAAUACCCCAAAUAAAUCAAAAUGGAUGAAUGCCUCCUCAAGUGUUUCUAUGGCCACAUCUAACAGCACAAUCCGGUCUGCCUACAGUGGGAUUAUCUGUCGUUCUCCGGUGCCACGCUCACCAAUGCGACGGCCACCUCUUUCUGCAAAGAAGGGUUCAGCACAAAAGAUUGGUGGAGGUAAGCCGCCUCAUCCAAAAGUGAACACCUGUAACAAAGAGAAUGAGACCCGGUUGAAAGGAACCCCUCUGAGUGGUGCGUUGCUGACACCCGCUAGUCCGCAGUGUAACAUCAGCCUUAACUCUGUCGCCAGCACAUAUUCAGAGUUUGUGCGAGAUUUGUCCAUGGGCUCCAAACCCAAGAUCCACCCGCACAUCCUGAACUCCACCAUCACUAAACAUUGA